This is a messenger RNA of Neolamprologus brichardi, 3630 nucleotides long. The record is from RefSeq and is a predicted model, not a curated record. Lineage: Eukaryota; Metazoa; Chordata; Actinopteri; Cichliformes; Cichlidae.
GACUGCACCGCGCGUUGUUUGGAGAGUUGUAUUUGGUGGAUCGUGUGAGCGCGCUUUUCAGGCAGGGUUGUAGUUAUCACUGUUGAACAGUUCGGGGUACCACCGCAGGCAUGUUUAGCCCCCGAACCGCCCCGGGUUCCGGCCGUAGGCAGCCGGCCAGGACCGCCGGGAGGAAGAGCGUCUCCGGUGCGGUCCCCGGCCUCCUGUUCUCCCCGCGCAGGACGCCGUUGUCGGCGAGAUCAACACCUACCCGAGUGCAGAGCCAUGCAGGGGCAGAAACCGUUAACUAUGAUGUGCAGACCUUUGGCUCAUCCCUCCCCGUCAAAGUUAUGGAGGCACUGACGAUGGCUGACGCUGAUGAUCAGAUCUCAGUGAAGGUGUGUGAGAGCGGCUGGGCCUGGAUGGUUUGUGGAGAGAGUCUGAUCAUCUGGAAGAUCUGCCAAACUGCUGUAGCUAAGGUCUCAGUUUGUAAGGAGUUGCAACUGCCCAGCAGUGAGUACAACUACACUGCUGACCUUGUGGCUGUGACUUCCACUGCUCCCCUGGAGAUGGCUGCUGUUCAGUCCAUCUCUGUCUUGGCGGUGGCUGCAGAAGGAGCGGUUCGCUACUGGCCCAGCCUCUCCCAGGAGGGCAACUACACAGAGACCGAUGUGGACCUGGGAGAUCUGUGCAACUUUGUUGUUGCUGUCAGAGGUGGAAGCUUUGUCUUGUCCUCGGUGAAGAAUCAGCUGUUGAGAGCAAGUGCAGAUUCCUCCGGGAAACUGCAGUGCCGAGCUCUGCAGCAGGGUCAGGGCAUGCUCUCUGGCAUCGGACGUCGUGUCUCCAGCCUGUUUGGCAUCCUCUCGACACCAGCCAAUGACGCACUCUGCAGUGUGCUGUGGGUGGGGGAAAGCAGCUCCCUGUACACACUCACUGAUUCCAGUCUGAGUAAAUGGGAGGUCGACGACAGCUCGGAGCACCAGAUCCUCAACUGGGACGCGCGCAGAGUUCUGAACGAGAGCAUCACAGACGCUAUAUGGGGGUCAGAGAGCAACUAUGAGGAGAUGAAGGAGGGAGCAAAUGUGGCAUAUCUGGACAUGAAGCUCAGCCAAGCCGGGUUGGUGGUUUUGGCUGCAGCCUGGCACCCGUCCGACACUCCCUGCCUGGCCUACUUCUGCCUGGUCACCCUGCAGGACAACGGAGCCACCAUCUCUGACCAGUUCACCGUGGAGGUCACAAAGUACAGCUCUCCCUUCCAGAACAUGGAGACCCUGCAGGCCACUCGGCUGGCGUUGCCUCGUUCCCCUGGCUCCACAGCCUUUCUGUACACUGAGGACGUCGUGUUCGCCUGCUCAACAGGAACCAACCGGGUCGCAGUUCCUGAUGAGAAAAUCAGCUUUAACUCACCAGGUGGGAAAGUUGGAACGUUAGAGCAAGAACUCCUUCAUUUUGUCACUAUUACUGCNGGUCUGGUGGCGGUGGUGGCCAGAGAGAGUGCCUCCAUCCUGCCAGAGACCAUGGAGGACUCGCUGUGCUCCUCGCUGGCUGCAGCCCCGGAAGUGUCGGCCAUGGAGACGCCAACCCGAGCCGAGCCUGUAGCUCAGGAGGACAAAACCAAACUCCUGAAGGCGGCGUUCCUGCAGUUCUGUCGUAAUGACCUGGUCGGGGCUCAGACAGUCAUAGAUGAGCUGUUCCCAGCUGACGGCGAUGGGGAGGAGGGAGCUGAGCUGGACACCAUGGUGACUCAAAUCAACCUUGAUUUGGUGGACGAUUACCCGGCCUCUGACCCUCGCUGGGCCGAGUCUGUCCCCGAUGAGAGCGCUGGCUUUCCUCUCACUUCCCUCAUCAUCCUUCACCAACUGGAGGAUAAGAUGAAGGCCCAUGGCUGCUUCAUGGAGUUUUUGCUGCAGGUUGGACUGCUGGACCGACUCACUCAGGUGACUGUACGUUCAUCUCCCAUGGCAACACGCCUGCUGCUGUGUGAACACGCCGAGAAGUUGCAAGCAGCCAUGGUGCUGAAAAAUCAUCACACCAAACACUCUGAACUAGUGAACCGGGCCAUCAGCACAGCGCUGCAGAGGAACAACACCGCCGUGCCGCAAAGCCUCACCGCUGCUGACGUCUUCUUCAGAGAGGUCUCUCAGAUCUCCUUGGUGUUCGACUGUCUGCUGGAGGAGGAGGAGCGGAGUCUGAAGGAGAGUCCAGUCGACUCGGUGCAGUGGGCCGAAGUGGUCCUCACAGUCAACAACGUCAUCAAGGACAUGCUUCAAGCUGCUGGUCAGUACAGAGACAUGAAGGCCUCCAUGUACAGAGCGUCUGAAAAUGCUGCUGCAGAGCCUGAGUACAUCCCAUGGACAGCAUCAGGUGGCGUUGGCGGCGUUCGAACAGUCCUCUCGCGCCAGCACGAGAUCAUACUGCGCACAGUGUACCCACAUGCUGACUCAGAGCUGCGCAAUGCCCUUUGUGAGCAGCUGGUGGCGCUGUUGGAUAUCUACUUGGGCAGUUUUGUGGCCCAGCUUAACUCCCUGCAGCAGCAGAGGACCCAACAGGAGCGCUACAACAGCCUGGAGAUGGAGUACAGCCAGCGGCGCUCCGAGCUGCUCGCACCGCUCUUGGAGCUCGGUCAGUACCAGUGGGUGGCAGCGUUGGCUGAGAAGUACUGUGACUUUGACAUCCUGGUUCAGAUGUGUGAGCAGACAGACAACCAGAGCCGCCUGCAGCACUACAUGGCCAAGUUCGCAGAUCAGAACUUUUCCGACUUCCUGUUUCGUUGGUACAUGGAGAAAGGCAAGAGAGGGAAGCUGCUGUCCCAGCCGGCCGCUCAGCACCAGCAGCUCGCCAGCUUCCUGCAGGCUCAUCAGCACCUCAGCUGGCUGCAUCACAUCCACAUCCACGACUACCAAAGUGCCCACAGAACUCUCUACAGCCAAGCCAACAUGGAAACACGUUACUUUGUGAAAAAGAAAACACUGCUGGCUCUCAGUAAGCUGACCGCACUCGCGUCUGACCUGCCGGAGGACCAGCUCUCCAAACAAAUUGACGACAUUGUGGAGCAGGAGCGCUUCCUGCUGCAUCAGGAGACUCUGCCUCGACAGCUGCUGGAGGAGAAGCAGCAGAACCCCGACACCAUGCCUCUGCUCAGUGCUCACAACCUCAUACAGCUGUACAUCUGUGAUGACAACAGGCGAGCCAACGAGUACGAUUUCAAAAAGGCUCUGGACCUGCUGGAGUACAUCGAUGAGGACGAUGCUGUGGACAUCGACGCACUCAAAUGUGAGAUUUUCGGCAAAGCACUUAGGAGAGACGACUGGUCUUCUGCAGAUGGGAACGACGACCCUCUGGAAGCAACAAAAGACAGCAUCUUUGUCAAGAUCCUCCUCAAACUCAUUCAGGAAGGCGUCUCUCUGCAGACCUACCUGCCCGACAUCAAAGACCUCCUGGAGCUGGAUGAGCUCAGCAGUUUGAAAUCAAAGCCAUAUUUUGAAUUUGUCCUUCGAGCUAAUUAUGAACAUUACCUUCAAGCCCAGAUGUAACAACCACCAAACCCACCAGUGACACAUUGUGCGAUUCAGCUUUUCUUUGCAUUCUACUCACUCUCGGGAUGUCUUUAAAUUGUGCUCUUUUCUAAAUAAAUGUGUUGAUUUUUGUGUA